Fusarium musae is the source of this 786-nucleotide messenger RNA. RefSeq lists its product as uncharacterized. Lineage: Eukaryota; Fungi; Ascomycota; Sordariomycetes; Hypocreales; Nectriaceae. The record is from RefSeq and is a predicted model, not a curated record. The transcript is spliced from 2 exons. The coding region runs from base 1 to 786 and encodes 261 amino acids.
AUGGCCAACUCGGCGGACCGAGUCUUCCAUACUCUGGAGCUGGCUCAGCAAAUCAUCUUUGAGCUAGAACUCAAGGACUUCUUCAGAGCAUUAUUGAUCACAAAAGGACUUUGGGAAAGCCGUAUACCAAACCACGUUUGGGAGGAACAUCUUAUGCGUCUUGGAUACCCACUUCACACUAUUCGACAAACCCGUCAUUCGCUGAAGUCCUGUUAUAUGAGCAUAUCUCAAGCCGCCGAUGCCCUCAGUCACGGAGUCAUCCCCGGAUCGAACCUUAUGAGUUUGGAAGAUGAACUUGGAGGGAAUCACAGAUACGAAUACCAUUUUGAUGGCGACAUGGCAGCGCCACUCAUUAUUCAAUCGUCCCCGCCAGCCAAAGUGUCAGACAAGUGCAGCAUCUUUGCGAUAGAUAUCGAAGACUUACGCCUCUUAUUCACAGACAUAGAGAAUUUCCCCAGAAGCGUAGUGUUCAAUGGCACUGCUCUUCUAGGACUAGAUCACAGUGCUGGGGACAUAUAUACACCUCCCGUUGUUCUAUACAAUCUGGAUGACUGGUCUCUAGUAAACAAGUUUACAAUCACUCGUCCCAGCAACGAUGAGAACAUGAACUGGCUGAGAGACUACCAGCUCGAUAAUAAUUUCAUUGUAGUUACUUCCGUCAUCUUUAACCAGGCAGAGGAUCUGAUCCAGACUUCGUUCGAUGUUUGGGACGUUCAAGGAGCGAAACAUGGAGAAAUAAUUGUCCCUGAUGAACAAGGACAUGGGACCUGGAACGGAUGGAGUUGA